CUCCACCGCCGCCUCCUUGUCCCCAGACUUGAGCCCGACAUUUUGCUCAGAGCCAAACAGGACUUCCUGAAAAUUGACAGUGCUGCGGACUUACAACUCUUCAAGGAGCAGAAUGACAGCCUGGUGGACCACGUCCCCAAGGAGCGGGAGGCACUGCUGGAGCGAGAAUUCCAGCGAGUGACCAUCUCUGGGGAGGAGAAAUGUGGGGUACCCUUCACCGACCUGCUGGAUGCGGCCAAGAGCGUGGUGAAGGCGCUGUUUGUGCGGGAGAAGUACAUGGGGCUGUCACUGCAGAGCUUCUGCAAGACCACGGCCCGCUACCUGCAGGAGCUCUCCGAGAAGCCCCUGGAGACCCGCGGCUACGAGGAGGUGCCCGAGACCCCCGUAGCUGCCGAUGCCCCCGUGCACCCCCCGUUUGCCGAGCAGCACCCCUAUGAGACGUGGGACCCCCGGAACAUGCCGGCAGACCUGGGCUUCGGGCUGAAGAUGGUGGAUGGUGUUGUGCAUGUCUACACCAAGCAGGACAUCACUGACAAGAGCACAGAGCUGGACCUGCCAUACCCCGACCUGCAGGAGUUCAUCGCCGACAUGAAUUUCCUCAUGGCUUUGAUCAUCAAUGGGCCCAUCAAAUCCUUCUGCUACCGCCGGCUGCAGUACCUGAGCAACAAGUUCCAGAUGCACGUGCUGCUGAACGAGAUGAAGGAGUUGGCAGCCCAGAAGAAAGUGCCCCACCGCGACUUCUACAACAUCCGCAAGGUGGACACCCACAUCCAUGCCUCGUCCUGCAUGAACCAGAAGCAUCUCUUGCGCUUCAUCAAGCGGGCAAUGAAGAAGCACCUGGAUGAAAUUGUCCACGUGGAGAAGGGGAAGGAGCAGACGCUCAAGGAGGUGUUUGAGACCAUGAACCUCACGGCCUACGACCUGAGCGUGGACACACUGGAUGUCCAUGCGGACCGCAACACCUUCCACCGCUUCGACAAGUUCAACGCCAAGUACAACCCCAUCGGGGAGUCCAUCCUGCGGGAGAUCUUCAUCAAGACAGACAACCGCGUCUCGGGGAAAUACUUUGCCCACAUCAUCAAGGAGGUGAUGGCAGACCUGGAGGAGAGCAAGUACCAGAACGCGGAGCUGCGUCUGUCGAUCUACGGCCGCUCCCGGGAUGAGUGGGACAAGCUGGCCCGCUGGGCUGUCAGCCACCGCGUCCACUCCAACAACGUCCGCUGGCUCGUGCAGGUGCCGCGGCUCUUUGACAUCUACCGGACGAAGAAGCAGCUGGCCAACUUCCAGGAGAUGCUGGAGAACAUCUUCCUGCCGCUCUACGAGGCCACGAUCCACCCUGCCCAGCACCCAGAGCUGCACCUCUUCCUGGAGCAUGUGGAUGGCUUUGACAGCGUGGAUGAUGAAUCCAAACCAGAGCAUCACAUCUUCAACCUGGAUAGCCCUUUGCCAGGCAACUGGGUGGAGGAGGACAACCCACCCUACUCCUACUACCUGUACUACAUGUAUGCCAACAUGACGGUGCUCAACCACCUCCGGCGGAAGAGGGGCUUCCACACCUUUGUCCUGCGCCCACACUGUGGCGAGGCCGGUCCCAUCCACCACCUCGUGUCAGGGUUCAUGGUCUCAGAGAACAUCUCCCAUGGGUUGUUGCUGCGCAAGGCCCCUGUUCUGCAGUACCUGUACUACCUGGCACAGAUUGGCAUUGCCAUGUCCCCACUGAGCAACAACAGCCUCUUCCUGAGCUACCACCGCAACCCCCUGCCCGAGUACCUCUCGCGGGGGCUCAUGGUCUCCCUCUCCACCGAUGAUCCCCUCCAGUUCCACUUCACCAAGGAGCCGCUGAUGGAGGAAUACAGCAUCGCCACCCAGGUGUGGAAGCUCAGCUCCUGCGACAUGUGUGAGCUGGCCCGGAACAGCGUCCUUAUGAGUGGCUUCUCCCACAAGGUGAAGAGCUACUGGCUGGGUCCCAACUACCUGAAGGAGGGUCCGGAGGGGAACGACAUCCGCCGGACCAACGUCCCCGACAUCCGUGUGAGCUAUCGCUUCGAGACGCUGUGCCAGGAGCUGACUCUCAUCACGCAGGCGGUGCAGAGCGCCGAGCUGGAGCCCAUCCAGGAGGAGGAGAAUGUUCUCACCAUCUCCCUCGGCACCCACUGACCACCCAGAUCCCCCUGAGCCCUCCGGGGCUCUGCCGCCGUCCCCCCACCUGCUACCUCCUGCCCUGGGAAGGGGCCGCUCCUGCUGCUGUGCUGGUGCCACUGCAGGGGACGAUGGAGUUUGUUGAGUCUGCUCCGUUCCAUCUUGUUUAGAUCAUUUUAUGGGUGUUUUUUUGGUCUUU
Molecule: messenger RNA, 2338 nt
Organism: Parus major (Great Tit)
Lineage: Eukaryota; Metazoa; Chordata; Aves; Passeriformes; Paridae
Gene: AMPD2
Product: adenosine monophosphate deaminase 2
Exons: 15
Biological process (GO): IMP salvage; AMP metabolic process
Cellular component (GO): cytosol
Molecular function (GO): AMP deaminase activity
Source: RefSeq, a predicted model, not a curated record